AUGCAGGCCACACUCAGUGUUGCCGCUCUCAAACCGUUCAUUAGGGCACUGACAUGUCUGUCGAGAUAUGGCGAUGAUGUUGUCAUAUCGGCAAACCCAGAACAGCUCUCUUUAAGCGCAACUAAUUCUUCACUCUCUGCAUACUGUUGCUUCAAGUAUGGGCGCAGGUUCUUUUCCAGAUAUAAAUUCAGAGAUGGCGUGGCACAAGACGAUGUCCAGGACGUGAAAGGACAGUUGCUCGCUAAGACAUUUCUUUCCAUCAUUAAACAUAGAACUAUCGAGAAGACAUUGGAACGCUGCGAAUUCAUAAUCGUUGAAGCAACGGAUCUAUAUGACCAGCAUGAGCCAGACGAGGACCAGGAUACAUUAGAGAGCAGAUUGAUAAUUCGAUUGCACUGUAAACAUGGCAUCGUAAAGACUCACCGACUACCACUCUUGAUCCCUACAUCAUUGCUUUUACCGGGUACCUCAGACCCUUCGACUGAAUCCCAUCUUACAAUAGGUCCACGCGCAAUAAAAGACAUAACGGAGCAUUUCCCAAAUGCUCGAGGGGCGAAGGGUGAUCCUCAACUUGUAUGGACCUUUGGAGAUACCGACGUUGAGGUGAAGAGCCUCGAGUCCUCUAUUGACACUAGAGGUAAAGCUCAACUAUCAACAGAGCUGACAAUCAGCGCGGAUGAGUUCGAUGUCUAUGACGCCACAAUUGCUUUCGCGGAAUCCAUGGGUCUCUGCCUAGAUCUACGGUUCACGGAUUCUGUGGCCCCUCUCUUCAUCGACGUCGAAAGCGAAGAGUCAGAGUGUCUUUUUGUCAUAUCUACCUCGCAAUACGGUGGUUCAGCCGCACCUCCAUCGUCAAACUCUACUCAACACAACACACACAAACGUCCUUCUCCGAGCGAUGAUGGUAAAGGCAGUUCGAGACAGCGAAGCGAAACACCGAGAAUAAAGAAACCAAUGAAAGCCGUGCAGCGUAUGGAUGUGCGUACACCUGAUGUAACUGCUACUUCAAAAGCACAAAACGAUGCACGAUCAAUGCCACCACCAUCUUAUAUUCCUCAGCACACGUCAGGCUCUCCGCUGAAUCAAAUGCCGCCUCUUCCUUCGCCGUCUUGGAAUCUUCCGCCUGAUCCAUCCCAUGGAGUUACGGUGCAACUCGAGCCUCUUUUCUACCCUCAGUCUUCUCAGUUAUUAUCGGAUGGGCCAAGCGGGAGCCCUGAAGUGGGUCGAGCUAAAGCACGGGAUCGGACUCCAUUAUUUUAUCCCCUUUCACAACUUUCUCAGGCAGACAAGGAGGUGAUACGCGCAUCUGGUUUGGGUAUCGAGGACAUGAACCAGGAUGAACUAACGGAAAUGCUCGAAGGAGAGGGCGAAGAAGUUGGCUUUGAGUUCGCUGCGUCUCAGAGUCUUACCAACAUGGAAGAUGCAGAUUCAACUAUGCUUUCUGUGGAUGAUGAUCCUGAAAGCUUUGAGCUUGUUGAAGACAUCGGCACUGAACUUGGGCCAACGCAGGACGACGUCGGAGGCAGGAAGAAGGUGUUUCAGCCUCUGUUUGAAGAUUAA
Messenger RNA from Suillus fuscotomentosus, 1560 nucleotides. Its product is annotated as Rad9-domain-containing protein. Lineage: Eukaryota; Fungi; Basidiomycota; Agaricomycetes; Boletales; Suillaceae. Gene Ontology annotation, biological process: mitotic intra-S DNA damage checkpoint signaling; cellular response to ionizing radiation; DNA repair. Gene Ontology annotation, cellular component: checkpoint clamp complex. The transcript is spliced from 7 exons. Bases 1 to 1560 code for a protein of 519 amino acids. The record is from RefSeq and is a predicted model, not a curated record.